Molecule: messenger RNA, 5946 nt
Organism: Ilyonectria robusta
Lineage: Eukaryota; Fungi; Ascomycota; Sordariomycetes; Hypocreales; Nectriaceae
Product: ankyrin repeat-containing domain protein
Exons: 7
Coding region: 1-5946 (1981 amino acids)
Molecular function (GO): protein binding
Source: RefSeq, a predicted model, not a curated record
AUGUCGGAUCCGCUCUCCGUCUCAGCCAGCAUCGCUGGUCUAAUUUCUAUUAGCGAUCUUAUCUUUAGGGCUGUGUUUAAGUAUGCGAGAGCUGCAAAGAAUGCUAAGAGCGAUAUUCAAUCACUUGCUGACGAGAUCAAUGGCCUCGCAACCGUCCUGCGAUCUCUCCAGGCGCUGGCUUCCGACCUUGAGUCAGAAGGGGAUACUUUCGAUCCCACCUUGAGGAUCCAUUGUCUAAGUCAUUUUAUCGCCAAAAGGAUCGAGAUCAACACACAAAUCGAUAUCAACGCCGACAAGCAGCGCGUUCUGAACUACUUCAUGCAGAUCAGCCCUCAACCCAACCUUGAAAUGAGCAUCAGACUACGACAUGCCAUGACAGGGUUAUGGUUGACCGAAUCUCUUCCCUUCAUUGACUGGUUGGAGAAGCCUGGCUCCAGGCUCUGGUUUAGCGGUAUCCCUGGUGCUGGCAAGACAGUCUUGGCGGGUGCGGCCAUCCAAGAAGCCCUUACGCACGGCCAUACCACUGCUAGGGUUGGUGUUGGGUUCUUCUUCUGCGAUUACAAAGAUCAAUCUACUGGCCAACCCACCAACAUCCUUGGGGCUGUGGCAUCCCAGCUUUCUCGCCAGAACAACGAGGCUUUCAAUAUCCUCCGGGACUAUUACGAGACCCUAAACCCACCAACUGGGCUUCCACAGACACCCGAUCCUGAUGAGCUCAGGGCAAGAAUCAGCAGCAUGUCUGAACUUUUCGACCAGACACUGAUCAUCAUUGACGGGCUUGAUGAAUGUGGCGAUAAUACCGAGGAGGUCGUCGAUGUGCUUUCUGAGCUGGCACAGUAUACCACAAGUGUGUCAAUAGCACUGUUUAGUCGGGACCAUUACAACAUUCGAGUUCGCCUAGAGGGCGAAUUUGAACACAUCCCAAUCGCAGCCCAUACACAGGACAUCAGGUUUCGAUGGGUUGUUUGCCAACUGGACUACCUCUGCGACUGCGCCCAUGAUGAAGAAAGACGGGAAGCUUUGAAGAAGCUACCUCCAGAUUUACCCGAGAGCUAUCGCCGACUUCUGGAGCGUGUGAAUCGCUACUCUUCGAGAGUUCGGACCGUUGUGCAAUUGUGCCUUCACUUCAUAGCUUUCGCAUCACCGAGAUUGACAAUCCUGCAACUGAGACAAGCUGUCUCGACCCCAGAAAUCCUAGGCGCGAGUUUAGACGCGAAAAACUCCGAAUUUCUUCAGAACGAGGCGGCGUUAUCCGGAGCCGCCAGCCAAUCUAAUCUUCAUUCUUAUUGGAUUUCCCAGCCUAGAAGCAACGCGCUUUUAGCAACACAGUGUCUUAGAUUCCUUCAGCUAAGGAACUUUGACCAACAACCGAGCAAACUACAAGAAUGCCUUGUUAUAAAACAGGACAGAGAUCAGGAAUACCCAUUCUAUAAGUACUCAGCUUUCGGGUGGCUGAAACUUACCAAGGAUGGUAUCGAUGAUCCACUUGUGUUGGAUCUUUCACGGUCAUUAUUUCAUUUAUCCAAGACGGCACAGUUUUCAAACUGGGCUUUUGAACUCUGUCACUUUGUCAACAGGAGAAAAUAUUCUCACCACUGUCGUAAGGAAUUUCCUGGAAUUGUUCUCGACAGCAGCUUUCGGCCUCUACAUAUGGCUUCUGCGUUAAAUUUGCCGGAGAUAUGCACCGCCUUGCUCAACGAUGGCGUGGAUUGCACCUCUGAAUUGAAUGGUGCGACACCGCUUGAUCUUGCCAUAAUGACGUUAUACUUCCUACCUGGAGUUGGGACUGAAUACGAUUCAUUCGACCGUGCAUGGCUGCAUCAAAAAAACCAACCUCUCCUUGCUUCUUCGGAACGACGGAACCAGACGAUAAGUUGCCUCAUGGAAAAGAGUACCCAAACUCCAGAUCCCCUGCUUUCCCUUCGGGCCAAAUCUAAUUUUUCUCUUGCCUGCUUCCAAAGCAGCCAAUUCUACGACUUCAGGCCUGUUGUUAAGCUUCUGUCGCUAGGGUAUCUUAAUGCUGCAUCAUGCUGUGAACUUGAUUGGGGCGUACAGCUUGCCUCAAUAGCGUGGAAAUGGGCUCUUAACCAAAAGUUGCCUUUCACAGCUGACCCAUUUAUCAUUGGUUCACGGGUUUCAUUAUCGAAAAACGCCCUGUUCGCGGGGGCUCUAGGUGCCAUCAGCUCUAACAAAGUUCAGGUACUCCAACAAUGCCUCGCCGAUGGGCGCCUUGACCUAUCCAAGACAGGACCUGAUGGUCCGCCUCUUCUACACAAGGCUGUGGUGAUGGGAGAUUGUCGUAUCAUAACAGUGCUUCUGGAUGCAGGCUGUGACCCUUGCAUGAAAGACAACAGUGGAGACUCGCCAUUGCACUUGGCAUUGAGAUUUGGUGAAAACAAUCUGAUGGACGUCAUUAAAAUAUUUGCCAGACGAGGAAUUUCUCUCCUAUCUACAGACGACGAAGGACGCACAACUUGGCAUCUCUGGGCCGAAUUAAGGCACAUGCCAGUUGGCUUGUUAGAAGAUCGCCACACACUUGUUUCCGAGACAACAAGGUCAGAGGCACUCUUGACCAGAACGAAUAAGGGUGACACUCCUCUUUCGCUCCUCUUAAAAAGAGAAGACAACUAUGCGGACACGAGGGAGAAAAUCUACAAGCUUUUGGAAUUGUGCGCUACAAUCCCAAGCUUUUGGCAAUGUCAUGAUCCCGUAUUCGGACUUGCGGCAAGUCUUGGCUCCGAGAACGUUAUCCGUUGCCUGAUUGAAAGUGGCGCCGUGCCGGGUCCUCCACAACCCGGAGAGUGUACGCCACUACACCGGCUAGGUGAAAGUGUAUCUAUCAACGCCGUCAAGUUGCUGCAAAGCAUGUAUAGAGAUGCCCACAGGCAAAGAUUCGAAGGACGCCUGCCGGUGGAACUAUACAUCGACACCACACUUAGCAGAAACACUCGCCCUGACGCAGAGAUUGUUGAAGUCCUGACAUCUUCAAGUGUACUUAAUGAUAGCAAUAUAGGUGGAGAAACACUCUGGGAGUUUGUGUGUACUCUCCUGGAUCGAGCCGCACACUGGAAAGCCGAAUUCCAUGCCGGACUGGCAAGGGACUUCGAUAGCACCAUAGCACUGUGCCUGCGGCUUGGUGUCAUGACAGCUUUCGAGGACCAAAGCGCGGAGUCCGGAAUGACUACCCUCCUGUUGGGUUGCAUUAACAACGAGAUCUGGCUCCCAACAAGCUACAUAUCAGCGGAUACACUACUUCAAGGGAUACGUUUAACUCGAUUUUGGGCGUCAGGAAAAGAAACCGAUGUGGCACUGCAAUUUCUUCAAGCUGCCAUCGAAGAAAGAUGUCCUGAGGUUGUCAGCCUGCUUCUUGAACAUGGCGUUAAUGUUCAUCAACGCGUAGGAGACGACGGAGAGGCCAUUAUCCAUAAACUUUUGGACCAUUCGACUAAAGAGGGGCUUAAUGAUACCCAGUCGGAUUCGCCAGGCCCAGGGCUUCUGCAUAGGCUAGCAACCAAGGAAGAUGCAGCCGAUAUCCUCUGGCUUGUUGAAGAACUCGUCGAAAGGGGAGUCGACAUCAAUGGACAAACUCGAUGUCCCCCAUACGAUUCAGCCCUUAUGUAUCAUCUAUGGUGCGGGUCUUUCCAAUGCGCUGAACUACUCUUGGAAAUGGGGUCAGAUCCGAUGCUCGUACCAAGUGACUCCUCACAGGCAGCUUUGGUGGGGAAAUGCGCUUCCUUUCUUCAGAAGCUAUUCAUGCACGCCGAGAAGAACUUACUCACGAUCCCAUGGGCGGCAACUUUCGGCCUUGCAGUGGAACUUCAAGGGCAACGGAGAGUUCUUCGGGAUGCCAAUGCCCUUCACCAGGCCUCAACGUAUGGCAGAACAGAAAGUCUGGCAUUUUACCUUGACAAGAACCUUAUCACCAACGUAAACGCAGGUUGCGAAGAAUUAUACACACCACUUCAUCUCGCGGUCGCUUAUGACAGACUGGAAAUCAUUCAACUUCUUCUCUCCAAAGGCGCUGAUCUCAUGGCAGAAAGCACGGAUGGGAGCACACCACUGCAUAUGGCCGUACAAGCAGGUCACUUAUCUGGCACAAAGAUGCUGUUGGAGCAUGGCGCGUCAGAAUCCUUUGACAUCUUUGGAAAGAGCCCACGAUUGUAUGCCCAGGAAAGUGAUGACAACAACAUCAAGCAGUGUUUAGAAAAGUUUUGGGGAGCGGAAAGGGGUCAGUCGGCCGUCCAUGGCCACAAGACCCGGUCCCAAACGCAAACCAAUCUCCUGUCAAAGGCAUUUCAGCAGGCAAUUGAGGCUAGUGAUCUGGAAGAUUGCAAAAGACUGGUAGCCAGCGGCUGUCCCAUCGAUUUGUGGCUUUCAGAAUGUCACGGGUGCUCCCCAUUGAUCUUAGCCCUGGCUAAAUCCAGGUUGAAGAUCGCACAGUGGCUCUUGGACAACGGGGCCAGUACUUUGAAAGCAACAUGUUUGAUGCACAAGGUUAAGAGCGUCAUUGAGAUUGUUGCUGGGGACCCAAAUCUCAUCGUCCUCUUACCGCGACUCUUAGCAACUUAUCUCUCCCAAGGAGGGGAAUUGGUUCGUGGAGCCGAUUACCCUCUACAGAAAGCAGCCAUGUGUCAGAAUAUCGACUGUCUUGCCACAUUGUUACGGGAAGUCGAAAAGAAUAUUGUCAUAAUUGCGAAAAAUAGCCAAAUGUCCCCACAGCAAGCAAUGUCGACACUUCUCAAUCGUCGAGAAACCUUUUCUUUCGCCCAAUCAACGAUGCAUCAACUCACAAAAGGCAGUUGCCUGGUUACUUCGUUGCAUCUUGCUUCAUUUCAUGGAAACAAAGCGGCAGCAUCUCUUCUCAUCGAGAAAGGGGCAAAUGUUGACAUGACUGAUGACAAUGGUUGGACGCCUUUGGGGUACGCCAAGAGCAAAGAAAUGGCAGCGCACUUGAUUAAUUUGGGCGCAUCUACAGCGGCAGUCUAUAGACCGGGGCCAUUUCCGUAUCUCAUCCCGUGGAGGUGGCGCCAGUCGUUUAGCGAGCUCUUUCCACAAUCUUGUGGGGACGAUUCACAGGCUUAUAGGCUGAAUAAGUCGACGAUGCUGGACAUUUCAUGUACAAGAUGCCCGAUAGCUUGCGAGGAAGCUCCUCUCUCUUCCCAAUGCCUUCAAGAACUCAGACAACUCGGCUGCGAUUUCACGUCUGAAGACGAAAGAAGCAGAAGUUUGAUGCACAGCAUCAUAUCCAGAGAAGACUCAUUAGAUCUUCUUGCUGAGAGUGACUACGGACUUCACAGAACAAGCGCGUUUCCAUGGCAUCUAGAGUCAUGUCACUAUGGAUGUCUCGCUUUCUUGAGGUCGAAGUUUCGAGGGUUCCAGCUCACUCUACCACGAGAGACCUUUCGACGAAUUCUGAACCUGGAACCGGAGCGUGGGUGGAGUCCCCUCUGUCGUGCUGCAUCUCUAAAUUUAGUUGAUGUCAUAGAAAACUGCCUAUCAAUGGGGGCAGAAAUCGACUUCGAAGGAUGCCCCUUGGGAUCGGCCCUCAUGGCCGCCAGUGCUUUCGGAAGUCUAGAUUCGGUCAAGCUGCUGGUUCAACGCCAGGCUGCUGUUUUUUAUAUCGGCAAAAGCGGACCCAUGGACAUACUUUCACUCACCCAAUCCGAAGACAUUAGGAAAUGGCUACUGGUUGGGCGGUUCACUGAACAGAGCCGGAUUGGUGCAGAAACUGACUCCUCGCAAUCCCAGUCUGGGGCGCAGCCAGUGUUAUGGAGCGGGAUUGUCCAGGCAAAAGUCAGGCUUGUUGGAAAAUGGCAGAGACAGCCGGGUGAGCCUUCGGUUGACUAUGCGAGGGUUCUUGGGAGGAUACGAAAGCGAGGCCAAGGCGAGGUUGUAUCUGCUUGCCCAGACAGUUUGGUGUAUCCCUCACAGGUUGCCCCUGCGUAG